AGGCAGCUUGUUAUUGUCAGCUUAAUGGUGAUUCACGAACUUUCGUUAGUCUGGCUAUAUAAUACAGCAGACGCAACAGUGGUGAAACAACAAAAAAAUAUCAAAUCAAAACAAGCGGAAUUAUUACAGAAAAAUGAAGAUGUUCUUUAUUUUACUAGUAGGCCUACAGCUUUUUGCCGUAAAGGCCCAAGUUUCAGGCGAUUUUGAACUUGGUGACUACAAAGGGGCAUUGAUUGGUGAUCUGGUGACUCGAUCCAAUGACGUGACAGGGACUCUUUAUGCACUUGGGCCAAACUUACUCUACCUUGACAACUUUAACUUCGAUGGCGCGAAUGGAUUUUCUUUCUUCUACAUUGGCUGCCGUCGGGUUGGGACGGAGCCCAAUAAAGAAGGAAUUCAACUACACCAUUCCAAACAAAAUGAUUUCAUGCCUGUGGGGACUGCAGUUAACCAAGGUCUUCUGAUUCCAUUUCCGUUCAGGAAACACAUAUCUGUUGACCACUUUGGAUGGUUCUCUCUUUGGGACGAACAGAAUGAGGUCAGUCUUGCGGAUAUCUCAAUACCUGAAGACUUUGAAGAGCCACGUCCAUAUGUUUUAUCAACUGCUGCCUUCACGUCUGAAGACGCUCAGGUGAACGCCGCCCAAAUCAUCUUGCGCACUGCGAGGAUCGUCACUAUUCAGAGCUUUACAUUUGACGGCACUGGCCUUGAUGCCAACUUCUAUGCUGGAACCGGAGAUAGUUUAACUGCUACCAAUGGAGAAUUGGUGACUGUCGAGGAAGAAAACGACAGCACACUUGGCAACUACGAAAGAGCAAGAGUGACACUUCGACUUCCAGAGGAUCUGACUCUACUGGAUGCCGAUUGGAUCAUCGUGACAUGUCCCCAAUGUACAAAGCCAUUUGCCCAAAUUGAGCUACCGGGUUAUCGCAACCUCCCUGCUGACGUAGAGAUCUUUUAAAUUAAAUGACGACUUCGACAUCCCCUUUAGAGCUUGCAUAUGUAACGGCUAUUAAAGCCUGAGUUUUCCCGAUUUUAUUUUUGUAUCUUUUCAAUUUAUGCAAUAAAAUUU
Molecule: messenger RNA, 1072 nt
Organism: Owenia fusiformis
Lineage: Eukaryota; Metazoa; Annelida; Polychaeta; Sabellida; Oweniidae
Source: the annotation of a GenBank genome assembly